Molecule: messenger RNA, 1044 nt
Organism: Cooperia oncophora
Lineage: Eukaryota; Metazoa; Nematoda; Chromadorea; Rhabditida; Trichostrongylidae
Source: the annotation of a GenBank genome assembly
AUGGACAGUUUGAAGAUGGAAGACGAUAAAGUUAAUAUGGCACUUGAUGACAUUAUUAAGCUCAAUAAAAGAAAGCGAGGUGGCCAGUCAAGUGGCAGAAACAAUGAUCGUGCGAGACAGGUCAAAGGCCGCACGUUUCUGGGCAAUCGCGGAAGAGGUGGUCUUGCGCAGCGUCGAGGUGCUCGCUCUAACGUUGUUCAGAGACGAGGUGCUCGCUCGGAGCUGGCACAACGUCGAGGUGCUCGCUCCGAUGGCGCAAGCGUAUCAGCCGUGAAUAAUGCUGCUACGAGGCGUUUUGUGAAGAAUCUCGUCAAUAAGACGCUACGGAAGAUGCGAGCUAAAGCAGCAACUGCAGCGGGCGUCGUGAACCGCCAAGCAGUUCGUGCAGAUGGAGCUCUCGCCAGGGUCAAUGUUAGAUCACGCGGGAUUCGUAAGAGGGUUGUGGAAGUUCCUCGUGUAAUCGUGAGAAGGCCGAGAAUCCGUGCUGCUGUACAGCGCGAAGUUGUAGAGGAAGAACCGGAGCCAGUGGUAUACCAGACAGUUCGCGUAGUCAAGCGUGAAGCUCGACCUGCCGUUCGACCUGUGGCUGUUGUCCGUGCACGCCCGGUGAGGCCUGUCUAUCGUAGACAAGACCAGCGUAAUGUACAAAAUCAACGAAAUGGUCGUGCGCAGAUGUUGCCCGUGCGUCGGUUUGUGCAACAGCCAUCUGCACAGUUGGCAGCUCCUCGUCAGCGAAACCGGAUUUUCGUCCAACCGCCUGCCCGAGCCAGCGGAGGGUUUGUGAGACGUGAGCAAGUUUUUGCAAAUGGUGGUGGACGUCAGAAUCGGCGAGCGAACGUGAUAUAUGUGAACGAAGCAAUGAGCUCUCGAGUUCAGCCUUCAGCUAGAAGUGGAGUGCGUUUCGUUAAUAAGAGGCCUGCUCGUCAGUUCGUGUCAUACGAUGAUGAUGAUCUUGAGGAUUUUGACCGCUAUCCAUCUACCAGUUUCCAAGUGAGCCGCAGAAAGCGAAAAGGACGUGGAUUCACUACUGAGUAUGACUACUGA